AACCAAAAGUCAGUUACGCCCUUGCAAUCGAUCCUAGUUCCUGAAGUUUUAAACUAUCCUCAACUUAAAACCUUUGUCACUGCUCGAAAAUGUCACUGUUUCAAUCCACACUCAGUUGAAUCACCUCAAAUUCUUCCCUUUCACCUACUUUACAAGGGUUUUUCAAUUUCUUCAUUUCCAUAAACCCUACAUUGUUUGAUCACAAUGCAAGAUUGAUGCUUUAAAAUUCAACCGCCUUUAAUUCAAUUUCAUUCUCUGUUUUCCCCUUUUAAAAUCUCAACUGCCCAGAUCAACAAAUCUGAUCACAAUGGCGGCCAAAACGGAAGCCAUGGCUAAACCUCAAGAUCCCAAAUCAUCAGAUCCAUUGAUCAGCAACUCAGGUUUCAAUAUCUCUCUCAAAUCUUUUAAGCUGAAAACUAAACAACAAGAAAUCCUGAUUAGGGUUACAAUCCUUUUCCUUGUUUAUGUACUUGCUUUUAGUACUCGUCUCUUUAGUGUUCUUCGUUAUGAAAGUAUGAUCCAUGAAUUUGAUCCGUAUUUUAAUUAUCGUACUACUCUCUAUUUAACUGAAAAAGGGUUUUAUGAAUUUUGGAAUUGGUUUGAUUCUGAGAGUUGGUACCCUUUGGGAAGAAUCAUUGGGGGUACCCUUUACCCUGGUCUUAUGGUAACUGCUGCCUUGAUUUACUGGGGUCUUCGAUUUCUCCGUUUCGCGGUCCAUAUUCGUGAGGUUUGUGUUCUUACUGCGCCAUUUUUCGCAUCGAAUACUACUAUAGUAGCUUAUUUCUUUGGGAAAGAGAUUUGGGAUACUGGGGCAGGGCUUGUAGCUGCGGCAUUGAUUGCUAUUUGUCCCGGUUAUAUUUCGAGGUCGGUUGCUGGGUCUUAUGACAAUGAAGGGGUUGCAAUCUUUGCCUUACUGCUUACUUUCUAUCUGUUUGUUAAGGCAGUUAAUACAGGUUCGCUUGCUUGGGCAUUGGCCUCUGCUUUUGGGUACUUUUAUAUGGUUUCAGCUUGGGGAGGUUAUGUAUUUAUCAUUAAUUUGAUACCUUUGUAUGUGCUGGUGCUUUUGAUCACGGGGCGAUACUCAAUGAGGCUCUACAUUGCAUAUAAUUGUAUGUAUGUGGUGGGUAUGUUGUUGGCAAUGCAAAUUCGGUUUGUUGGAUUUCAACAUGUGCAGUCUGGUGAGCAUAUGGCUGCCAUGGGCGUAUUUUUCUUGAUCCAGGUGUUUUACUUUUUGAAUUGGGUGAAGCACAUGCUUAGUGAUACAAAGCUGUUUGAGUCCUUUUUGAGGAUAACAGUUACCUCAGCAGUUGGUGUGGGUGUUGUUGCAUUGGGAGUCGGCAGUGCAUCUGGCUACAUAUCUCCCUGGACAGGACGAUUUUACUCUCUCUUGGAUCCAACUUAUGCAAAGGAUCACAUCCCAAUCAUUGCUUCUGUCUCUGAGCAUCAACCUACAGCUUGGUCAUCCUUUAUGUUUGAUUUCCAUAUUCUGCUUUUCCUUUUCCCGGCAGGUUUAUAUUUUUGCUUUAAGCGGUUGUCUGAUGCCACCAUAUUUAUCGUUAUGUAUGGCUUGACCAGUAUGUAUUUUGCUGGUGUUAUGGUUCGGUUGAUCCUUGUUGCCACUCCUGCCGUAUGUCUUAUAAGUGCUAUCGCAGUUUCUGCAACUAUAAAGAAUAUAACUUCACUGCUGAGGUCUAAGAGCAAGGUUAAUACUGGCUCCAUCAAGGGAAGUGCUAGUGUCAAGGCUUCUUCUAAGGCUUCUGUUGAUCAAUCGUUGCCUUUCCAAAAAAAUGUCGCUAUCGCGUUGCUUCUGGGUGCAUUUUACUUGCUCAGCAGAUAUGUUAUCCACUGUACAUGGGUCACAUCAGAGGCUUAUUCAUCUCCAUCUAUAGUUUUAGCUGCAAGAGGUGCUCAUGGAAACCGGGUUAUCUUUGAUGAUUACCGUGAGGCAUAUUACUGGCUUCGACAAAAUACACCUGCUGACGCAAAAGUAAUGUCAUGGUGGGAUUAUGGUUAUCAGAUCACUGCAAUGGGAAACAGAACAGUAAUUGUUGAUAAUAAUACUUGGAAUAACACCCACAUUGCUACAGUUGGACGGGCAAUGUCGUCUUAUGAAGAUGAAGCAUACGAAAUCAUGCAAUCACUUGAUGUGGAUUAUGUAUUAGUUGUAUUUGGUGGUGUAACUGGCUACUCUUCAGAUGAUAUUAACAAGUUCUUGUGGAUGGUGAGAAUUGGCGGUGGAGUUUUUCCUGUCAUUAAAGAGCCUGAUUAUCUUGUCAAUGGAGAGUAUCGUGUUGACAAAGGGGCUGCUCCUAAGAUGUUAAAUUGUCUCAUGUACAAAUUAUGUUACUACCGGUUUGGAGAGAUGCGCACAGAAUACGGCAAGCCUCCUGGUUAUGAUCGUGCUAGAGGUGUUGAAAUCGGGAACAAGGAUGUGAAGCUUGAAUACUUGGAAGAAGCAUUCACAACAUCAAACUGGAUAGUUCGGAUAUACAAAGUUAAACCACCUAAAAAUAGGUGGUGAGGUCUCAACUCCCUCCCCAAAACAAAAGGGACAAAGGGUGCCUUGCGGACAGGAAUAGAUGUGAUCUCGACAAAUUCAGAUUAUUCCUAAUUUGACGACAGUUAGAAAGAGCUUUGUUUUGCUUAGUCUAGUUUUAUAACCUUUUUUGUUUCUCCAUCUUCUAUUCAAUAUAUUAAGGAGUGUGUAGAGCCGUAGAGAAGAUUGCGGACUGGUUUUUGACCUUAUAUUGGUAAUAUUUUGGGACUUCAAGCUUCUACCUGAGAUUCACAUUGGGAUCAAAAUAUCAUUUACAUCAUAUAUUAGGAAAUUUUAUCAGAAAUGACCUUUUAUGACUUUUA
Messenger RNA from Chenopodium quinoa (quinoa), 2859 nucleotides. RefSeq names its product dolichyl-diphosphooligosaccharide--protein glycosyltransferase subunit STT3B-like. The record is from RefSeq and is a predicted model, not a curated record. NCBI's taxonomy places the organism in Eukaryota, Viridiplantae, Streptophyta, Magnoliopsida, Caryophyllales, Amaranthaceae. The coding region runs from base 308 to 2521 and encodes 737 amino acids. Gene Ontology annotation, cellular component: membrane. Gene Ontology annotation, molecular function: oligosaccharyl transferase activity. The transcript is spliced from 6 exons.